CCCAACCCAAAGUUGCAAUCUAACUCAGAUCAGUUGUAGUGAUGAUUCAUGUUAUUUCACAGUAAAUAUCUUCUCAUGCAUCAAUUAAUCAUGCUUUAUGAACUGAUAUAUUGAUAAUGUGACAAUGAAAGAAAAUUGGGAUUUAAGGAGGAAAUCCAUCAGACUGGUGUGUACAGUAUAUCACCAACAGACUUGAAUAAUUAAAUAUGAGCUUGAAUCAGUGACACAACCUGAAGUUUGUGCAGGGAAAGUAAGAUGCUAUAGAGGAGUGUUGAAACUCCUCCUCCUCUGUGUCUUUAUAAGCCUCAGUCUCUCUUGUCACCACACUCCAGCACCCUGCUCACCUCUCUUCCUGACAGUCAGACUCUCUUACACCACACACUGACAACAUGCUGGGGACCCUCUGCACUCUCAUCACUGCUCUAACAUAUGUUGAUGCAGCGAUCGUGCUGACCCAGACGCCUGCUGUCCACACAGUUUCUGCAGGACAAGAGGUUGUUCUCAGCUGCAACAUUCAGAGAGAUGAUGGCUAUUCUGCACGGUGGUAUAAACAGGUUCCUGGUGGGGUUCCUCAGUAUGUUCUGAAGUUUCACCACAGCAACAGUUCACCAAGCUUUGGAACAGGAUUCUCUUCAGACCGAUUUCACUCUAAAUCCUCAUCAAACAUAGAUUACCAGUUCAUUAUAAAGCGAGCAGAGGCAGGAGAUUCUGCUCAGUAUUUCUGUAGCACAUAUGAUGACUCUGCUUCUGAACAUGUAUUCGGACAAGGCACCAAGCUGAUUGUGGCGGACUCCAGUCUCCCUCCUCCUGUCCUGACUGUCUUCCCUCCGUCCAGCGCUGAGCUCCAGACCAACAAAGCCACUCUGGUCUGUCUGUCCAGUCAGUCUGUGCCUUUUGCAGAUGUGACCUGGUUGCUUGGCGGGAGUCCAGUGAGCAGCGGAGUCUUCACCAGCGCUGCUGCUCACCAACCGGACCAGACUUUCCAAAUCAGCAGCCAUCUGAGCGUCCAGACGUCAGACUGGAACCAGGAUAAGCUUUACACGUGUAAAGUGUCGCUGGGCUCCCAGACGUCAGAGAAAACCAUCAACAAGUCGGUCUGUCCCACUGCAGAAUAACAGAGGAGCAGAGUGACCAUUUAAAACCUGCUUCUUCUUCUGUUUGUGCUGUUUGCUCAUCAAUAUGUUCAAGAGUUUGUCUGCUUGUAAUACGUGCUGUGAACAUUAGGUGGAGCUGUUGUGUGACAUUUGUAACAGUUGCUUAAUUUGUUCGAUGAAAUAAAAAAAACAUUGCAAUCAAAAA
Solea senegalensis (Senegalese sole) is the source of this 1299-nucleotide messenger RNA. RefSeq names its product immunoglobulin lambda-1 light chain-like. Bases 390 to 1115 code for a protein of 241 amino acids. The transcript is spliced from 4 exons. The record is from RefSeq and is a predicted model, not a curated record. Lineage: Eukaryota; Metazoa; Chordata; Actinopteri; Pleuronectiformes; Soleidae.